This is a messenger RNA of Paramecium tetraurelia, 1425 nucleotides long. RefSeq lists its product as uncharacterized. Gene Ontology annotation, biological process: centrosome duplication. Gene Ontology annotation, molecular function: zinc ion binding. The record is from RefSeq and is a predicted model, not a curated record. The transcript has a single exon. Lineage: Eukaryota; Ciliophora; Oligohymenophorea; Peniculida; Parameciidae.
AUGAAUUACAUAUCAUUUAUUGAUAUCUUCGGAGUAUAGUUUCGACAAUAAAUCAGUUACCAUGUAAAAAGCCAAAAAUCUCUGAUUGGAGGAAUUACAUCUCUCAUUAUUUUGAUAGCUAGUUUUGGAUAUCUAGCAUACAUUUUACAUGAAUGGAUUUCUUUUAAUUUACUUCCAAAGUUGACUAAUACAAUGAUGGCUGAUCAAACUUCAGAGUUAUUAUACUUUGAAGAUGAAUCUCUUUUUGAAUUUGCUUAUUGGAAGUACUCGAACAAAUAAGUCGAUCCCUUUAGCUAACAGAAUAAUAUCAUAACUCCAAUUGGCAUUUACUUUGACAGUGAUCAAGAAUCUUAAAAAUUUUCAUUUCUAAAUUAGAAUGAAAAGCUGUCUAAUUUUGGAACUAAAAAGUAUGGCUUAAAUCAGUUGAGAUUGUCCUAAUCUAGCAAAGGAAUAAAUGUUAGAGAAUUAAUGAUUGUCUUUGUGAAAUGCAAUCCAUUAUAUUUAUCUGCUAAUUAGAGUUGUGCAAGUGAAACGGAAAUAGAUAGUUUUUUUACAUCUGCAGUAAAUUACUUUUAAUUUGAAUUGAAUUUAAAAUAGUUUAAUUCAUAAACCUAAUAAAUCGAGACUUUCAAAAAGUCAUACUAUUUUUCUUUAGAUAAAGUAAUAGCGACGUAAAGUUAAAUAUCUUUCAAGUAAGCUCAAGCAUCUAUUGAUAACGGAAUUUUAUUUGCGUCUUUAACAAAAGAAACUUUUGUUCAAGAUGCAUAAAUUUUGACAACGUCAUCGUCUUUAGGCCUUUGGCAAGAUCUUUUAGAAAUAGACUCCUAUUUUACGAUAACUCUACGUCUUGAUCCCAUUUCAAACGAAUUGCAUAUUGUUUAUCCUAAGAUAGGAGAAGUGCUAGCCUAGGUUGGUUCAAUUGUUAACGUACUAAUGAUGUUGAAGUACAUAGUUUCAUAUUAUAAUGAAAAAAUAUUGGACAAGUGCUUUAUCGAUUAGGUUUUAAGCUUUUAUUUCACUGAUUACAAAUAACUUCACAAAUCAAAAGCAGAUUCAGAUAAAAAGGCAUGCUCUAUUUUGGUGGAACAAGCCCAAAAAAGACUUGUAUAUAUCAAUAUCAUUUAUGAACUUUCAAGAAUAUAAAUGUUUCUCUAGCAUCACUUUGGUCGUAAAAAGUUACAAGAAAGUCAUUCAUUGGGAAUUCUCUUAAAACCACCAAAUACAAACCUUAAUUAAGAUUUUGAAUAAGAAUUGAUAUCAAAUUCGUAAGAACAUUCAGAUGAAGAAAACAAAGCUUUUCUUAUUAAAGAUUUUCUCUUAUUUAGUUAACCUAAUUUAUGUUUAAAUUAAGUAGAAAAUGAUUAAGCCAAUAAAUAAAAUUCAAAAAUAUCACCUUAAUAGAAUUUUGAAUAGCAAUAACUAUGA